Molecule: messenger RNA, 2399 nt
Organism: Nematolebias whitei (Rio pearlfish)
Lineage: Eukaryota; Metazoa; Chordata; Actinopteri; Cyprinodontiformes; Rivulidae
Product: cell surface glycoprotein MUC18
Exons: 17
Coding region: 48-1937 (629 amino acids)
Source: RefSeq, a predicted model, not a curated record
GUCUGAACACACCCCAGCUCGGACAUCUUCUGCACCGACUCACGACCAUGACUGCACGGACCACCUCCUCUCUGCUGGCCGGGCUCCUGCUCCUCUUUCACACCUGGAGAGUCUGGGCUGAUGUGGAGGUAACCAUGAAGGAUAAAGUGGAGGUGUACCUGGGAGACACGGCGCAGAUCACCUGCAAGUAUACGUCAGACGAUGGCAGUGGAGGCACAUUCAUUGAGUGGUUUUAUGUUACACGUUCUGGAGACAGACAGAUAAUCUGUGAACGUCACAGCUUUGGGACAACCGUAUCCAAAAACACUCUGUACACAAACCGGAUCAGCAUGAAUGACACCGAAACCCCCGGAGAGCUGGUUCUCACUAUCAGCGAUGUGCAAGUGGAAGACGAUGUGGAGUUCAUCUGUAAGGUCAGAGGUUUCACAGAUGGAUCUACAGAGGGAAGCACGAAGCUGAGGGUGUUUGCAAAACCUGGGCUUCCCACCAUCGAGGGUGUCCAAACUGGUAUCUCUGUCAGCGAAGACGUCCUAUCGAAGAUUGGCACUUGUAUGGUGAAAAACGGAUACCCCAAACCGAACAUCACCUGGUACAGAAACAACGUGCCGCUGCGCAGCUCUCCAAACGUUGUGGACGUGGUGUCCAGCGUCACCACCGAGUCGAGCAGCCUGCUCUCGGUGAAGAGCGAGCUGAGACUGAAGGUGCAGGAGGAGGACAAAGACGCCAAGUUCUAUUGCGAGGUCACCUACUUUGUUCCUGGAGCCACCAAGAUGACCGAAACCCCAUUUAUCAACGUCAAUGUCUUGUAUCCCUCCACUGCUGUAAACAUGUGGGUUGAAUCUCCAACGGGUAAAAUCAAAGAGGGCGACUCGGUAGAGCUUCACUGCAAAGGCAACGGGAAUUCUCCUUCCUCCAUCUCCAUUAAGCACACGAACAGUGAAGCCUUGUGGGAAGGUGACAUGGUGGUGCUGAAGAACGUUACCCGUCUAAACAGUGGAGAAUACGAGUGUUCCUUAAUGGACAUGGACACUUACGACGAGAUUUCAGGAAAUACCACAGUGUUCGUCAAUUAUCUCGAUCCUGCCGUUUUAAAACCUUCAGAAACCAUCGUGGUGGCCCAGGGGUAUGAGAUAAAGGCGACCUGCAAUGCCCUCGCUUCUCUCUCCACGGAGACCACCUGGUUUAAGAACGGACAAAAGGUUUCAAAAGGCCACAGUUUGAUCCUGAAGGAUGCAACGUUUGACACCGCAGGGACGUACGUUUGCGUGAUUUCUGUUUCUGAGAUCGAAGGAUUGGAAACCAGCAGCUCACUGCAUGUGCACGUCAAGGGACCGCCGGAAAUGAAAGAGAAAGCUAUAAAUGAGAUAGAGACUUUUGAGAAGACAGUGGACCUGAGCUGCCAUGUCCGAGGCUACCCCGCUCCCAAAAUCACCUGGACCACCGCUGAUGGAAAGGUCAUCAAAGCAGCGUCUGAAACACAGACGGAGGUCGGCUCUAAGAGCGUGGUUACCGUUCAAGUCACUUCGGACUCCUCUGUUUUCUGUAAUGCUUCAAACGAACUGGGCACUGAUGGGGUGACGUUCAACAUCAAGGCCAAACUCCCUUUACACACCACCACACCAACAACCACCACCACAACCACAUCUACCAUUCCCAAAGCCUCAGAAACACCCAACACCUCAAAGAAAAUCGAGAAAGAGAGCAACGGUGUUAUAAUUGCUGUCAUCAUAAUCUGCAUCCUGCUUCUGGCCAUUUUGGGCAGCGUGCUCUACUUCCUCUACAAAAAGGGCAAAAUCUGCAACCGAUCUGGGAAGCAAGACAUCACCAGGGAGAGAUCCAGCAAAGAUAACAUCGUGGUGGAGAUGAAGAGCGACAACACGGAGGAGGCCAUUCUCCUCGGAGUGAACGGAGAAAAACAAGCACGGGGCGAGCAGUAAAGUAGCUGCCCGUGCAGAAGUGAGGAGGCGCCUGCAAACGCACCGACAGCUGCUUCCGAUCCUCGCACGCCCAGACGCCUCCACCUCCUGAACUCCAGUCACGUCAGGGAAAUCACGUCCGCUCUCAUCACCGCGGAUGUUCUUCAAAACCGAAGCUUUUGCUUGCUGUUCUUCACACCCUCUCCAAAGUUUAAUGAGACGUGAUUUUUUUUUCCAAGCUCCGUCACUUAACUCUGCUGAAAAGCCUUUCGCCUACGAAACCAAAGACAAACUUUUGACCGCCUUAUAAACUGCUGAUUGUCCAGAGAACAAAGUUUAGAGCACAAAGCUGACAGAGACUGUUUUUAUAUAGGAAUUUGCAUCACCUCAGGCAAAAGCAAUCACUGAAGAAGCUCAGUUAGUGUAUAUAUAUAUCAUCAUCUAUGUGUGUAUAUAUUAUAUAUAUAUUUCUUUAUUUAAAAU